This is a messenger RNA of Morone saxatilis (striped sea-bass), 2782 nucleotides long. It is a transcript of the gene arfip1, whose product is annotated as ADP-ribosylation factor interacting protein 1 (arfaptin 1). The record is from RefSeq and is a predicted model, not a curated record. Gene Ontology annotation, cellular component: trans-Golgi network membrane. Gene Ontology annotation, biological process: regulation of Arp2/3 complex-mediated actin nucleation; intracellular protein transport. The transcript is spliced from 10 exons. The coding region runs from base 477 to 1985 and encodes 502 amino acids. NCBI's taxonomy places the organism in Eukaryota, Metazoa, Chordata, Actinopteri, Moronidae. Gene Ontology annotation, molecular function: protein domain specific binding; phospholipid binding.
UUGUAGCUUAGAAAAAUUAAUUAACGACGAAGGCUUGACCAGCAUAUUUGUCUGCUUGGUGUUUUUUUUUUUUUUUUGUUUGACCUAAAAAUAUACAUUUAGUUGUCACAAAAGCAAUAUUUAAAACAACUCACUCCCUAGACUUUGGACUCAAACUUGCAAGCGGCCUUGUUCAACAGCAGGGGGAGACCGCAUGCAGCGAGUGGGCUGCUUCUGAUGAUGACAGCCGAGGGCCCGGACAGUGGCUCAGUCUUUCCGGGGUUCAGCAAGUCGAGUAUGCGUGAGGAGAGCCAGACACCGCCGAGGAUAAUUUUGGUAGCAGAGCCUAUGCAACGGUUGCAUUAACGGCAGGCCCACCGCCUUUCUAACGGACGCGUCCAGUGCGGCACACGGCACCGAGGGUUAGAACUACAACAGCUGUACUCCCAACGGCUAACAGGUCCCAGCUAAACGGUUAGCCACGGCCGCAGACAGGUAUGUCUGAAGUUAGUCUUGAGGCUGAAUCGGGGAAGAGCUCAGCUGAGGACCCCCAGAUGGAUUGUGAGCAGGAGGCUGACAAAGCAGUGGAGAGUUUGAGUGAGGAUGUGAAACAGGAGAGUGUAGACGACAGUGAGGGAAGCGGGGACAGGGCCGAAGUGCUGUACGACAUUGAUAUUGACGGUGCUGACGAGAACCACGACGUUCAGAAGGAGGACGAGUUCGUUCAGAGCGAGGGUGGGGUGAGGCGCGGCGACAGUCGCGCUGCACACAUGUCUGACAGUGUAGACAAUGGGGGACACGGGACAAACCAUCCUGUUGAAACAGAUGAAACACCAGAGGAAAGCGGAGAUUCGCACACUGAAACAAAGGAAAGCACAAUGGCUGAGGAGUCCCAUAGAAGCUCAGCCGCUGAGAUCCCAGUCACCAGCAACGGAGACCUGGAUCAGAGCCCUGAGACAGUAUUCCAGAGGGACUCUUACCCCGGUGGCCCUGGGGCCCUAAACCUCUCAGAGUCUCAUGUCCCCUCCAGCAACUUCGCUUCAACAACAGAAGGCAUCAUUGAAUCAGGACCAUACAAAGGGUCAGCAAGCCUACCCACGUCUCCCGUGGCACCUGUAGCUCCCAGCUCGGCUGUUGCUAGCCGCCUGGCACGCUCUUCCAGCGAUAGUCAGGCUGAGACAGGCGCAAUGAAAGCACAGCCACAGAGUGGAGCAGUGGUCCUUUCAGAUGACUUAAAGAACCCAGCCAUGGAAAAACUGGACCUUGUGAGAAAGUGGAGCAUCAACACUUAUAAAUGUACUCGGCAGAUCCUGUCAGAGAAGCUGGGCCGGGGCUCGAGGACCGUGGACAUGGAACUGGAGGCUCAAAUCGAAGUCCUCCGUGACAACAAGAGAAAGUACCAGCAUGUAAUCAAGCUGGCUCAGACGCUGGCCAAUCAGCUGUCCCAGAUGAUGCAGACGCAGAGGCAGCUGGGCGACGCCUUCGCCGACCUCAGCCUCAAGUCACCAGAACUCCACGAGGAGUUUGGUUACAACGCUGACACCCAAAAGCUUUUGUCCAAAAAUGGAGAGACACUGCUGGGUGCGAUCAACUUUUUUAUCUCCAGUGUUAACACACUUGUGGACAAAACAAUUGAAGACACCAUGCUUAAUAUCAAACAGUAUGAGUUUGCCAGGGUUGAGUAUGACGCGUACCGCACAGACUUGGAGGAGCUAAAUCUGGGGCCACGUGACGCCACCACCAUGCCCAAGAUUGAGCUGUCCCAGCAGCAGUUCCAGAUCCACCGUGAGAAGUAUGAGAGGAUGCGAAACGACGUCUCCGUCAAGCUGAAGUUCCUGGAAGAGAACAAGGUGAAGGUAUUGCAUAACCAGCUCAUCUUGUUCCACAAUGCCAUAGCUGCGUACUACGCUGGAAACCAAGAGCAGCUGGAACAGACACUCAAGCAGUUUCACAUCAAGUUGAAAAUGCCAGGUGGGGACAGUCCAUCCUGGCUGGAAGAGCACUAAUCACUCCUUCCUGAAGCCAUAGUGGCUCAGUUUGACAGGAAAUGUCAAAUUCUACAGAAACUACAGGAAUCCCUCCCCUCUCUCAACUCCACUGUCACUGCCUUUCAAACUAUCAGAAUUAUAAAUCUUUUAACUUGAUACAUAAAAUGAAAAAAAAAAAAAAACAACAACCUCACAAUCUGUUUUACCCUUGAUGCUAAAUCCAUUCUGUCUUCUUUUCAUCAGUUAUUUCAAAUCAUAGGAAAUGCACUUUUAUACUGUUUGACAAAUCUGUUGAACGGGAGUUGCUGCAGUAAACACAUCUGGAAACUGUAAAUGGCCUUUUGUACUCCAGCAUAUGAAUGUUGUAUGUCAGCUUGGCGGACAUGUUGGCUCUGUAAGGGCAGCUACGGGGUCACAACAACUGCCAUUUUACUCACGUUAUUUAUAUUGCUAUCAGCUGACUGGGAUGGACACGAAUGCUUUAUGAAAGUGUAAUCAGGAAGCUUGAACAUGAAUACUCUCAUUAUUUGACCGUGCACCUGUUAUGAUAAACAGGGCAAACUGGCAUUCAGAUUUCUGGAUCAUGCAAACUGGUCACUUUUACCAGCAAACUCAGAGUGGUAGUUUGCUAUUUUAAGCUUAUUAUUGUUUAAGCUUAUUUCAUAUUUCAGCUUAUUUCGUUUUGCUGUUCAAUAUAAGGCUGCAGACAGCAGCUUAGCUUAGCUUGAAAAACUGCUAUCCUGGCUCUGUCCAAAGGUAGACAAUUCUGCCUACCAGCAACUCUAAACAUCACUAAUACAAAAACCAAAGUGUAA